Pseudonaja textilis is the source of this 2364-nucleotide messenger RNA. It is a transcript of the gene MINPP1, whose product is annotated as multiple inositol-polyphosphate phosphatase 1. NCBI's taxonomy places the organism in Eukaryota, Metazoa, Chordata, Lepidosauria, Squamata, Elapidae. Gene Ontology annotation, molecular function: acid phosphatase activity; inositol phosphate phosphatase activity. The record is from RefSeq and is a predicted model, not a curated record.
CGGCCUCCCACCGGGGGAGGAAAACAAAAGGGAGGCGAGGGGCCGCCGUGAGGAUUCGGGCUCUCCUCAACGGAGCCGGUUGCCAUUCUCCGCCAUGGGACGCCCAGCGACCUGCCCGGUGCUGCUGCUCCUCCUCCUCCUCCUCCUGAUCAAUGGGGAGCUUCAGGGCGACGCCGAAGCGUCGGAGCGAGCCACGCUGCUGAGCCCUUUCUUCGGCACCAAGUCCCGCUACGAAGAGCUGCACCCGUACCUUCUCCGGGACCCGCUGUCUCUCGGGCCGCCGCUCUCGGGCUUCCCGCUGCCGCCGGCUUCCUGCACCCCGCUUCAACUGAGCGCCGUCGUACGCCACGGCACGCGCUUCCCCACCCGCAAGCAGAUCGAGAAGCUGGCGCGCCUGCACGGCCUCCUGCUACGGGGCGGCGGCGGCGGCGAGCGCUGCUCGCUGGCGAAGCGCCUGGCGCGAUGGGAGAUGUGGUACCAGCCGGACCUGGACGGGAAGCUGGCCCCCAAAGGCUUCCUCGACAUGAAGAUGCUGGCCAAGCGUCUUGCCUCCCGCUUCCCCAGCCUCCUGGCUCCCGGUCGGCGCCUGGCCUUCACCAGCAGUUCCAAGCACCGGUGCGUGAAUAGCAGCGCCGCUUUCCGCGAAGGGCUCUACGAGGCGUUUUACGGGCGGAUGAGCGAGGGCGGCAAAAACGUUACCUUGACAGAAACAUUUGAAAUCAAUGAUAAAUUGAUGAGAUUUUUUGAUCACUGUGAAAAAUUUGUACAAGACGUUGAAGACAAUGACACAGCCUUAUAUGAGGUUGACGCCUUUAAGGAAAGCCCUGAGAUGAUGAAGAUAGUGAAUAAAACCAUACAAAAUUUAUGUUUACCAGCAGAAGACUUAAAUGCAGAUUUGGUUCAAGUGGCAUUUUUUACUUGCUCCUUUGGGCUAAGUAUAAAAAACAUUAGCUCCCCCUGGUGUUCACUGUUCAACAAAGAAGAUGCCAAGGUACUUGAGUAUCUGAAUGAUCUCAAACAGUACUGGAAGAGAGCCUAUGGAUAUAAUAUUAACAGUCAGUCCAGCUGCAUACUUUUCCAAGAUAUCUUCAAAAAUUUGGACAAGGCAGUUUCAGAGAGUAAAAGGUCAAAAUCUAUUUCUUCACCAGUGAUCAUCCAGUUUGGACAUGCAGAGACUCUUCAGCCACUUCUCUCACUCAUGGGCUAUUUUAAAGACAAAGUGCCUCUUAACGCCAGCAACUAUCACAGUCAAUUGAAACGCAAGUUCCGAAGCGGUCGUAUCGUCCCUUAUGCCGCCAAUUUGUUAUUUGUGCUUUAUCACUGUGAUCAACCUAAGUCUCCUAAAGAUGAGUAUAAGGUUCAGAUUCUUCUCAAUGAGAAGCUCCUGCCUUUUACGUACUCGGGAAAAACAGUUUCGUUGUACACCAAACUGAAAAAACAUUAUAAAUGUUUCCUUCAGAAUUGUGAGUUUUCCAAAGUGUGCAGUAUCAAGAAAAAUGGUACUAACAUUAAAGGGACAUCGUAAAAAAAAAAAAAGACCAAUGUUUCAACGUGUGCAUAUUUUUGGCAAAGGGAAAUAUUUUUGUUUUUGGCUAUUAAGACUGGUGCACUGCUGGUGCUGUAGUGUUUUUUAAAAAGUCCUUAAAUGUAUAUUUGCCAUUUUCAAUAGUGGCAUCAAACCUGGAGCCUACUAGAAAGGCAUACUGGAUAUUUCCAACUGAUGAAGUUGCUCUAUUCAUGAAAAAUAACUCCCUCUCUCCCUUUCCUAAAUCAGGAAUGAUUGAAAAGUAAUGAUGUGCUGUUCAACAUUCAGCUGACUCCAUUGUGCUGGCUGCAGUCUGCUGUGAAUAGUUCCAGAGUUAAUGAUAAUGAAAAAUGGUUGCUGGAAUGCUAACUUGUAAAAAAGACGAUUUCAACAAGUAUUUCUUACUUUCGAUUCCAAAGAACUUUCACAUAUUCCUGUUAAUCUCAGGGGACUUUUGAGGCCAUGUGAAUUGCCUAAAUAUUCAUUUCUCUGUAUUCCAUUUCAGUGGUUUAGCAUACAUUUGGGCAGCAUAGUGGUAACUGACCAUUCCAUGAUGCAAUCAUUUAUUUUUGAUGGUAGACUUUGUCCAGUAAUAAUGUUCAACUUCUAGGACCAGAAAAAGAAGGCCUGUGAACUUGCCAUUUGGACAAAGGCCAUUCCGGUUUCAGUAUUCAACUAUUCCAAUUGUCGUCUUCUGUAUUCAUAUUGAAGGUGAAGAGUUAGUGGGUUUUAUUCCAGAUCCAAAAAGAUAAAGUCAUUCUGUGAUUUUUUUCAAAAUCUGAAAAAUGGCCUGAAAUUUAAUUUGUUGGGGUGUGAAAGAGAGGACUUAAAAUGGGAAU